Molecule: messenger RNA, 1913 nt
Organism: Glycine soja
Lineage: Eukaryota; Viridiplantae; Streptophyta; Magnoliopsida; Fabales; Fabaceae
Product: dof zinc finger protein DOF5.6-like
Exons: 2
Coding region: 307-1368 (353 amino acids)
Biological process (GO): regulation of DNA-templated transcription
Molecular function (GO): DNA binding; DNA-binding transcription factor activity
Source: RefSeq, a predicted model, not a curated record
CACUCACUUCUAUCACCUUUUUCUUCCUUCUUAUUCACUGUCCCGUCCCAUGUAGCAACCACACACACACACACAUAUUCUAUCGCUACAAUCAUCCCUCUCUUCAAUUCAUUCCCACUUAACACCUCACUUCCACAUCAUCACAUUAUUCCUCUUCCUAGCUACUAUCUAUCUUUCUUCAUGAUCUUGUGCAAUGCUUUUCAUGACAAACUGCAAGUAGCUGCGUGGCACUUUAGUUUUAUAAACACUGCUUGAUCAGAAGCUGAGGUUGUGGUAUUCACUGUUGUUAUCACAAAACACCGGUGAAUGGGUCUAUCUUCUUUGCACGUCUGCAUGGAUUCAUCAGAUCAUUGGUUGCAGGGCACAAUUCACGAGGAGUCUGGGAUGGAUUCUUCUUCUUCACCCUCUGGGGACAUGCUUACAUGCUCAAGGCCCAUGAUAGAGAGGAGGCUAAGACCCCCCCAUGACCUUGCCCUAAAGUGCCCUAGGUGUGAGUCAACCCACACCAAGUUCUGCUACUACAACAACUACAGUCUCUCUCAGCCAAGGUACUUCUGCAAGACCUGCAGAAGGUACUGGACCAAAGGUGGCACUCUUAGGAACAUUCCUGUUGGUGGUGGCUGCAGAAAGAACAAAAAAGUCUCUGCCAAAAAAUCCAAUAAUGACCACCAAUUAGUUAACAACAACAAUAGCCCAACACAGCCUCCACCCUCCUCCUCCUACCACCACCACAGCCACCCCAAAGACCUUCAACUUUCCUCCUUCCCAGAUGUGCAAUUUUCCCACCUCAGCAACUUGCUUGGGACCAAUAUUGCAAACCCUAGUUUCAUGGAGGGCAAAUAUGGAAUUGGCAUGAUUGAGAACCCUAGGCCUAUUGACUUCAUGAUGGAGAGCAAGCUGGAGGGCAUAAUUGGGAGCGGUAGUAGUUCUAGGAAUAAUUUUGAUUUUUUUGGAAAUAGUGACAUGUCUAUGGGUAUGACUAGUGUUGGGCUGGGAGAUAUGAAUAGUACUCAAAAUGGGUUGCCACCAAAUUUUCAUCAUCAUGGUCUUUCAGCAUUUGGUGGCAUGUCUAUGUCUAUGUCCCUUGAUCAUGGCAACAACAACAAUAACAGUGGCGGCAAUGGUGGUAGUAAUAACUACUUAAUGGACUCUUGCCAGCGUUUGAUGCUGCCGUAUGCCAGCAGCAAUGAGGACCAUAAUGCCCCUAUUGAUGUGAAGCCAAACCCUAAACAGCUAUUGUCCCUUGAAUGGCAAGACCAGGGUUGCUCUGAUGCGGGAAAAGACUCAUUUGGGUAUCUCAACGGCCCAGGAUCAUGGACUGGCAUGAUGAACGGCUAUGGAUCUUCCACCACAAACCCUUUGGUCUAACAAGGCAAUCUUCAAAUCUCAAGUCACAAAUCAUUGAUCAUGAUCAUGAUGCAUGGAUAUACAUAUGAUCAACGGCUAAGCUCUCUCUUAGCUUUUGGUUAACUUGAUCAAUGAUCUAGUCAAUGAUCAUCAAUCAUCACUUUCCCUACGUAUAAUCUAUAUUAUAUGAUAUUAUUAUUAUAUUAUAAAUUAAGUCUUUUGAUCAUGGGAGGGUUCCUCGUAUUUUCCUGUGUAGUGUUUCUCUAUUCUAGGGUGGUCUUAUUCUCAGGUUUCUAUUGACUUAACCAAGAGAGUGGUGUGUGAAAGAGAAGCUUCAGAGUCCAAUUCGACUGCCCUUGGUGCGUUACCUUUUGGUUUAUGAUAUUAUAUAUCUAUUUGUGUCUUUGUGUGCGACACGUCAUGAAAAGCUUUAGGAUUUAUGCUGUAACAUCGAGGAAGAUAUGAUAGUUCUUUUUUUUUUUUUUGUUUCAGUUAAAAAAAAUGCAGUAAGUACUAUAUUAUCUUUUAUGAAAAAUCUCUGUCUCUAUGCUUGUGGGGCUGUUAAA